This is a messenger RNA of Trichobilharzia szidati, 1513 nucleotides long. The record is from the annotation of a GenBank genome assembly. NCBI's taxonomy places the organism in Eukaryota, Metazoa, Platyhelminthes, Trematoda, Strigeidida, Schistosomatidae.
AGAUUCCAUACGGUGAUCGAAUGGAAUUACUACUAGAUACUCAUAGUGUAAUAUUACCAUGGCGUGAAUCAUGGAGAAGACGGUUGAUGAAAUUUGUGCGUCGUGCUGCGCGGGAAUCAUGUGACACCAAUAAUGUUGAUAAUAAUGAAGAGUUGAAAAGGACUCGUCGAGUACAAAGGUUACGUUUGGAGACAGACUAUUAUGGGUUGAAUAACCCACUAGGUCAGCAAAGUCGCAUAAAAUCUCCCUCUAUGUCUUAUCAGCCAGAAAAGAUGAGGUCAUCCACAAAAAUCCUAUCCAAUGUCAGGCGUAUCAAACAACCAUCAGCUUCUAACCUACAUAAUUCUGGAGAUGCUAAUGUAUAUUACCCAUCUGACAAGGAUGCUUCACAUCAUGCAGCUUAUCAAAAUAUCUUUUCAUCCUUCUAUUCAAAUCAAUAAAUUCAGGUCAAAAAGUCAAAGUGAAAUAUUAUUUUAUUGGUACAAAAUACUAAUGGUAGAAGUCGACUUUAAAUUCGCAGUCAUUUAUGUACAAACAAAUGAAAGACUGUUUACAAUUACAUACUUAUCACAUUGAGAAAGCAUCAAACUAUGAAGGUUUUCUGAAAUAAAUUGUCUACUGACACUCGAACAACUACUAACUAUCAGUGAACAGAAACAUGUAGUUUAUUUCCGACUGAGGAGUAAUCAAUUAAUUAUUAUUAAUAAUAGUAAUAAUAACACAAAUUAUGCAAUUUUUUGUUAUUCUGCCAAUAAAUUUGUGAGGAACGUAUUUUAAUGAAGUAUCGUUCCUAUUCAUAAAACGUAUAAAUUUCUUCUGGAAAUAAAUUGAACACACACGCACACACAGAGAACAAGUGCACAAUGACAGAAAUUGUCAUUUAUUGUUCAUGGCCUGUCCAUGUUUCUUCUUUUAGUAAUACAUUUACCAUGACAUUCAUUAUUAUAUUAUUUAUCGUCAUCAUAAUAAUUACUUCAUUGUUUUCCUUUUCGAUGAGAAUUAAAGUUAAUGUUAUUACAACAUUCACGUAGUACAUGCAAAUAGCUGUUUAAAUACACUACAUUUAUUCAAUCAGUGAAUAUGAAUUGUUGAAAUGGAAUAAUCUAGAUUGUUUUGUAAAUUUUAACAUAGCAAGUAGCAAUGCAUUUACACUUAAAGUUUACUACUACCUCAUAUGCGACAUUAUUCCCUUAUAUGUCUAUCUUAAUACACAUUUCUCAUUUCCAAUUCUCUCAUUUCUUCGCUAAUUAACAUAGCCAAAUUAUGUGUUAAAAAUGAGACAUUACAAUGAUUACUGCACACCACACUGGAAACAGACAUGCAUUUAAUACCCAGAAUUUUCUGUUCCACCUAACUACAUAAAGGUUUGUUGUUUAAACCUGUCUUUAAAAUUUAUACUUUUCUCCUUAUUACAACAUGACGAAAUACCCUGCAUCCAUAUAAAUACGUAAUUUUAAAACUUCUCCAUACAAAUUGAAAGAGUGUUUAUCAGUAAGAAAUAAGUUAUUGGGAA